AUGUCAAAACGGCGGAGGGAGUAUACGUUUACUAAGAAGAACUUCAUGUGGAGAUCUCUUCUCGUAUUGUCAGCGAUUCGUAGUCUCAGGCUAGUUUCGAAAUCGUUUCGGCAUAUCUGCGAUGAUAAAUACGUUCUCUACCGGCUAUCCCUUGAUGAAAUCCCUCUUUUCCCAUGGACUCACAACCCUGAAAGGUCAAAUUUUUUGAAACGAUGUCGAAGGAGCGGAAACUCCGAGGCCUUGUACCGCAAAGGGCUCAUCAAUUUCUUUCUGGAUAACCAUACACACAAAGGACUCAGAUUAUUAACUGAAGCUGCGGAAAAAGGAAACAAGGAAGCAAUAUAUGUUUAUGGAAUGGUCCUAAUAUGUUUUGGAGACAAAACAAAACAAAAGGGUUUCAAGAUCUUGUCUUCUUUAAUGAAGCCUUUAAUGUCAAAUACCAUGAAGGAGCUUGUGGAACUUCGGUACAAGAUUAGAGACAGCCUUUGGUGGCGCGGCAGACCGGUGAUGAAACAGCUCAAAAGAACGUAUGUUCCUGAAAAGUGCGAGUGUGAUGGCCAAACUAAGACGUUCUUACGAAAGAAUUGUGCUUGGCAUGGAUAUGGUGAAGACAACGACAUGAAUACUUCUUCGGCUUGUGAGUUUUGCUUCUGGCAUCAUGAAGUUGAACUUUUUUUUGAUAAUAUUGAAUGA
Messenger RNA from Arabis nemorensis, 693 nucleotides. NCBI's taxonomy places the organism in Eukaryota, Viridiplantae, Streptophyta, Magnoliopsida, Brassicales, Brassicaceae. The record is from the annotation of a GenBank genome assembly.